AUGGGUCUCCUUGCUAUGGAGACAGAGAAGCGGUUGUGCUCGGUACCGGGCCGAGGGCUGACGCUGAGCUGCUUGUUUUUUGCUUUAGUCUGCAGGCCGUGCUUCGGACAAAGUUUUUCCAUCCCUCUCCAGCGGCCCGAGGAGUGCGGAGACCGGCAGUACUAUGACACGGCCAGCCUGUCCUGUGUACGGUGCCCAGAAACAAUGCGGCCCAACCGCGACGGUACUACCUGCAUAUGUAGUCCUGGAUACAAGUUGACUUCUAACAAUGGCCCUUUGGGAAUUUGCCAGAAGUGCCCAGAAGAUAAGGGUGUUACAUUAGAUGGCUGGGGUUGUAUUGACUGUCCCAGUGGACGAACUUUGGAUGGAAACUGCCAGUGUUCCCCAGGGCAGAUUUUGAUGGAAAGAGACGCGAAUGGCACCUUGCUACAGAAAGCAAACUGUGUUAACUGUGAUGGAACAGAGCCAUCUUUGACAGCUCCAGAUGCAUUUGGAAACAGGUGCGAAAGAUGUCAUGAAACGUUUAUCAAUAGGAGUAACUCAUGCAGCUGUAACCAACCAAACAUUUUGGUUGGAGGAAUAUGCAUAAGUGGUACAACACAAUUCCUGUCCAGAGUGCUCCCUACUGUUCGGUUCAGCCAGCUGGGCAUGUUGCUGAGGUCAGAAUGGUUUUCCAUUCAUUUGCAAGCAUCAGCAGCAGCAUGUAUGCUCUACUCCAAUCAGACAGCCUGCCAAGCCCUCGGUAACAUGUGUGUGAUGAACAUGCAUUCCCCAAUUUCUCCUAAUUCUGAUGCGUGUUCACUCUUCCGAUAUAUAUACACAAACACGGUCGGACUGGGAGCUGUCCACUCCAUUGUUUUUUGGAGGCAGAAUCUCCCAUGGCUUUAUUAUGAUGACCAGCCUGGUUUAGCAUCUCGUGUCCUCACAUCCUCUCAGUUCCCGACAAGCUUCGCCUUUAAAUCAAAGGAACGGACACAGAACUCAAGGCUACAGUUCACAGCUGCUCUGUAUGAUGUACGAGGGAACUUCGUGAAGUGGCAGACUUUGGAUGGAGGACUUUUGCAGCUCUGCCCUGACAUUGUGACAAGGCUGGAUGCUGCAUUUAGCUUUGGAACAACAUACGAACAUAAGUGUGAAUUGUUGCUUACCAGGAUCCUGCAGGAUUACCCAGAACCUGUCUUUUACGACGUGUAUCUCAUACAGACAGGCGAUGAUGGCCAGCAAAACAUCUGGCCAGUGCCAGUCCGCAAUCUAAACUUGCAGUACAAUGAUGUUUUUGUGAAUCAAGGAGACAACAUUAACAACUGGUUAUUGACUCGUCGUAUAUUCUUGGUUGACACUCUCAGUGGGAGAGAGAAUGCUCUUACCAGCCUCCCAAGAAUUAUUAGACUUGCUAGCAAAAUAACAAUAAGCGUCAGUCUUGUGCCCAACACUUUUAAAGGAAAAAUCUAUCUGCCCUUGAUGACUGUUGAAUACACGGAUGUGCAGGUGCAGAAUCCCAGCAGCCAAACCGUAAAGGUUUCCUUUUCAGUACAUUAUGAAAUGCAACAGUCGGACUCGCUGGUCCAGGCCAAUAUUGCUGUUGGAGUGCUGGGUGGGCUGGCUGUCUUGUGGUCACUUCUUAAAACCGCAGCGUGGAAAAGAAGGAUAGGUAGCCCGUUUGUUGACUUGCAGACCAGCAUACAUUUCUUGAUAUUUUACGCUGGCGCGCUGGCCAACGUUUUCUUGGCUGUGACGAUUGGUACUGGAUUUUAUUGGCUCAUCUUAUUCAAAGGGCAGCAAUAUGUUUCUGUUCUCUUGCCUUUACCUCAUGAAGAAGACAGCUUUGUUACUUAUGUGGGUUGUGCUUUUGGUCUGAAGGCUCUACAGUUUUUGCACAAACUCCUCUCCCAGCUCACAUUAGACAUCUUCUUUAUUGACUGGGAGAGACCAAAAGGCAAGAUGAUAAAAUCUGAGGGUGGUAUAAAGAGUAGCAUUACACCUGUGAGCAUUUGGAGGACAUAUUUUGUAGCGAAUGAAUGGAAUGAAAUUCAGACCGUGCGCAAGAUCAAUCCGCUCUUUCAAGUCCUUGCUGUUCUCUUCUUUUUGGAGAUUGCAGGUUUUGAAAACCUUGCACUGCGGGAUCCCUCUUCCAGUCUUUCUAGAAACCCAGAAGAUUACAUAGCUCCAUGGAGUCGCAUAUUGAGAUAUGGGGUGACCACCACUCUGUGGCUUGUUAUUGCCUUUUUGCAGGUUGUUUUCUUUUCUGUUUUUUAUGAACGAUUUAUAGAAGACAAAAUCCGACAGUUUGUGGAUCUGUGUUCCAUGAGCAAUAUAUCUGUCUUCAUUUUAUCACAUAGAUGCUACGGAUAUUACAUUCAUGGUCGUUCUGUGCACGGACACGCCGAUACCAGCAUGGAGGAAAUGAAUAUGAAUUUAAAGAGAGAGGCGGAGAACAUGUGCAGUCAACGGGGCUUACAACCCAAUAAUGACGUUCAGACAUUUCAGAUUUCCAUCACAAACAGAAUGAGAACACAGUUUGAUCGCAUUCAUGACAAUUUAACAAAGAAGAAUGGACCUUCUAGGUUUUUGCAAGCAUCUUCGACUUCUGAGCAGUGCACAAAGGCAUACUAUACCAUGAAUAAAUUCCUUAGUUCCUUCAUUGAUCACGCUUUUAAAGAUAUGGAUUACUUUGUGAAAGAUAAAUUACUCUUUGAGCGAAUGCUCGGCAUGGAAUUUAUGGAGCCAAUGGACAAAAGCAUCUUCUAUAAUGAUGAAAGUCAUUCCUUCAGCAACGUGUUGUUUUAUGGUAACGAAUCAACGUUGCUUAUCUUCGAUAUGCUGUUUUUCUGCAUUGUUGAUAUAGGCUCUCAAAAUUUUGUCUUGGCUGCGAUUCUCACGUAUGUGCAAAAUGAGAUGUUCCGGAUCUUACGUGGUGCUGUUGGGCAAAAGAAUUUGGCAUCAAAAACUCUAAUAGAUGAACGAUUCCUGAUUUAGAAGCAAGUGAAGCUACAACACCCAUCGCUGCACCAGUGUUAGGAAUGUUUUAUAAGUGUUCAUUUUGUAUUGAUACAAUAUUUAUAUAGCUGAAUAUUUUUAUACAGUUUUUUUUACUUGUUUUGUUAUUGAGCUCCAGAUGGCAUGGGGAUGUUUUACAUGACAUAGUAGCAAUGUGUAUAUUUGUGUUGUCUUCAUUUUUUUAAAAUAAAGAACAGAAGAUGCCAAUCGAGUUGUAUCUGCCAACUAAAGCGAGUCAAUGGAUUUGUUUCCCCCUUCUUAAUAUAAACUGAUGUGGUUUUAUACCACAGUUGUGUCAUAUUGCUGCCCUUAUU
This is a messenger RNA of Spea bombifrons (plains spadefoot toad), 3311 nucleotides long. It is a transcript of the gene TMEM67, whose product is annotated as transmembrane protein 67. The record is from RefSeq and is a predicted model, not a curated record. The transcript is spliced from 28 exons. Gene Ontology annotation, biological process: cilium assembly. Gene Ontology annotation, cellular component: MKS complex; ciliary transition zone. NCBI's taxonomy places the organism in Eukaryota, Metazoa, Chordata, Amphibia, Anura, Pelobatidae. Bases 1 to 2976 code for a protein of 991 amino acids.